CGAGAGCGGUUAAGUUUUGCGGGACUCAGUCCGAUGCGGUUAUGCUGUUUCUCGCGCAGUCCCCACAGCCUAGUUGGAGUUUUUGUGAUUUGCAGCGCAGACAGAGGCCUGUUGAUCAAGCAGACGGUCCGCCCAGAUGUUUUCAUUUUAGACGAUGUCUUACUCGUCUGUGGAACGGGGAAUUUUAUGUGGAUAUGAAUCGAAAGUGCAGUGUUGGAUUUUGUUUCUUUCUGUCGCUUCAUAUUUAAAAUCGACGCAAUGAACAACGAAUUGUUAUUAACUCAUAAUUAGUUAUUUUUUGUUUUUCAAAGUCACAUUUAAAUUUCAUGACAGCAGGCCAUUCUACAGCUGGUAAAUGCGAAGAGUAGCAGAAUGGACAAGAGCUUUGAAUGCCCGUAUUGGGCGCUGACGGUGGACGACGUGUACGACAUCGCCAAGUCGAUUGGGGCAGAGGUGGAGAAGUUACUUGACAAUUAUGGCAAGGAGAGUGUCGAGGGACUGGUGCCCAAGACUGUCAAAGUUCUGGAGCUAUUGGAGCACUUCGCGGCUCGAAAUCGAGCAGUUCUGGAGGUCGCAGGGGCCGAGCACGAGCUGUUGCGCGCCUUUGGGAACCCUCAUGCCCAGCCGCCGCCACCACCGCCACGGAAGAGUGCGGCGCCAGAGGACGAAGAGGCGGCAUCGGCGUCCUUUACUGCAGCUACGGGGAAUAUGAGCCGGAGCGAGAUUAGGGACCUGGAACUCAAGGAGCAAAAAUGGCGGAGAAAAGCUGAAGACCUGCAGAUUCAACUGAAACACCUUAGGGAGGAAAACCAGCAGCUGCUCAACCAGGUUUCCUGCAGCCUCUCCAAAGAAGACAGCACAUUGCAAAAAGAAAGGGAAAUCAUGUUAAAACUAAAAGGAAUUGUUGACAAACAACGAGAUGAGAUCCGUGCCCAGGGGCAAGAGAUUGCCAUCAAAACAAAGGAGGUGGAGGCAUUGCAGGAACAGCUUGAUCGUUUUAUGAAAAUGAACAGUGAUUUACGACACAAGCAGUCAAUUGCUCAAGCUCAGGUGACAAGUGCCAGUGAGACAAAGGCUAAUCUAGAAGCUGACCUUGAGGAGAGGCAAAAGGAAAUUGCGAGGUUAAGAAAGAGGCUAGAGGAAGAAAUAAACAAACAAGAAUCUGGGAAAAUGGAAGAGCCACGGAAUGGUAAGAAUGAAAUAGACCUCACUGAUAAAAUGGUGAUAGACCUGAAGGAUCCCAAUAGACCUUGUUUUACAAAACAGGAGGUGAAACAAAUUCUGAUUGAGAGGAAUGAACUGAAGGCAAACCUCUUCCUUGUUCAGGAGGAGCUGUCCUAUUAUCAGAGGGAGAUCCUGAAUGAUGAGCGUUAUCCAGGAUUCCUCAUGGAGGCUUUCCGCAGUGCCAUUAAGAGACAGAGAAAGAAGAUCAAAGCCAAGAUGCUGGGUAUUCCAGAAGAGCAAUGUAGCAGUGAUGAUGAGCAGAGGGAGACAAUAUUUACUGACAGUGGGCUAGACUGCACUGACAGCGGAUCAUCGGAAUCCAGAAUACAAAACCUGUUUGGUAUCCUGUUUCGGAGAAACAGUGGAAAACCAGCCUCUCCACCACAGCCAUCUGCAGGAUCUUGGGAAAUAAUCACUCCUGAAGAGGCAACGAAUUCUCAAAAGACAGAAUCCGAAUCUUCCAAAUGAACCUAUCCAUUCGACACUUAGCAAUUUGGACUAAAACAGUGAUUUUAUUUCUAUUUAUGCAGGACGUUUGCACUGACAUGCUCCUUCAGUUAUGUACAAUACUGUAUAUACAAUCUUUUUGUAAAGAGAAAAAUAUCAAUAUCAAUGGCAGAAAAUUUGUUUACUAAAGCAUCAGGGAAGUUGGUUUAUAAUUAAGCACAUAUUAAGGGAAAAUGAAGCGCUUUCACAAAGAUAUUCCAUGUCCUUGUAUGUUUAAAGCGGUUAAAAUUGUGUGUAUGUAAACCUGUUUAAGAUUAUUUUUUUAAUCUAGAGGAAGCAAUCAGAAAUUUAAUUAAGAAUGAAGGCAAUUGUUUGGAUUUUACAAAGUAUAUCUUUACCACCAUGCGCAAUAAUAAUGCUGUGUGAUUUUUUUUAUAAUAUAAAUAUUCCCAAGCUGUUAGGUAUGUUGCAGAGCAGCUAUACUGUCUGUUUGAACUGACAAGCUGUAACGAAACAUUUUUGAUAUUUUCUCCACUCUCUCCCUUGAGCUGUUUUAUGCAAGAAAAAAGAAAUCAAUCGAGUCGAGUCUCGUUUAUCAUGGAGAGCUUUAUAGUAUAUAAGGCAGCUAAUGUUGUUGCCUCUUUGACUCUAAAAAAGUAAUUGUUUAACCCUAUUUAUUUUAAAUUUUACAUUUGAGUGCUUACAGUAUAUAUAGACCAGUACUUUAAUAAUGUUUGUAAAUUAUGCAUUUUUUGUCUAAUAAUUACAAAAUUAUUUAAAUAUAUGAAAUAAAGAUUUGUUUGUAAUA
This is a messenger RNA of Erpetoichthys calabaricus (reedfish), 2479 nucleotides long. RefSeq names its product Rab interacting lysosomal protein (gene rilp). Gene Ontology annotation, biological process: cilium assembly. Gene Ontology annotation, cellular component: ciliary basal body; cytoplasm. Bases 373 to 1692 code for a protein of 439 amino acids. The transcript is spliced from 8 exons. NCBI's taxonomy places the organism in Eukaryota, Metazoa, Chordata, Cladistia, Polypteriformes, Polypteridae. The record is from RefSeq and is a predicted model, not a curated record. Gene Ontology annotation, molecular function: protein dimerization activity.